This is a messenger RNA of Pungitius pungitius (ninespine stickleback), 1456 nucleotides long. RefSeq names its product AU RNA binding protein/enoyl-CoA hydratase (gene auh). Gene Ontology annotation, molecular function: enoyl-CoA hydratase activity. The coding region runs from base 71 to 1018 and encodes 315 amino acids. NCBI's taxonomy places the organism in Eukaryota, Metazoa, Chordata, Actinopteri, Perciformes, Gasterosteidae. Gene Ontology annotation, biological process: fatty acid beta-oxidation. Gene Ontology annotation, cellular component: mitochondrion. The transcript has 10 exons. The record is from RefSeq and is a predicted model, not a curated record.
GUGACAUAGACACGUGACUGGGUUGAAAGUUGAAAGUCAAGUGACACUACUGCUGCUGCGGGUUCUCAGCAUGGCGGUGCAGGCAGCUCGCAGAGCUUUUUUUAAAGCAACGUCGUGUUCGAAACAGUAUGUCGCGUUCGCUAAAGUCUCGUUCGCCUCUCGCCUUAACGGUCACGGAGCGCGACACUACAGCGCAGACCCAAACGAUGACCUGCGUGUCAGACACUUGGACGGAGAAGACGCCGGUAUUGUUGUUGUUGGGAUAAAUCGACCAAAAGCAAAAAAUUCCAUAAGCAAAAAUCUGGUCAAAAUGAUGUCUGAAGCUGUGGAGGAUAUCAAAAAGGAUAACAGAGUGCGUAGUGUCAUUAUUUGCAGUUUGGUUCCAGGGAUUUUUUGUGCAGGGGCUGACCUGAAAGAGAGGUCCAAGAUGCAUCAGAGUGAAGUGGGGCCGUUUGUGUCCAAAGCCAGAGCACUUAUCACAGAGCUGGUCUCUUCUUUUACAGGUAACCUUCCGGUACCAACAAUUGCUGCAAUUGAUGGAGCGGCCUUAGGAGGAGGCUUGGAAAUGGCCCUUGCUUGUGACAUCAGAAUUACCUCCAGUACUGCAAAAAUGGGGCUUGUUGAGACCAAACUUGGGAUUAUUCCUGGAGCAGGUGGUACACAGCGCCUCCCCAGGGUGAUUGGUGUCUCUCUUGCUAAGGAGCUCAUCUUUGCUGCCCGGGUGGUUGAUGGAACCGAGGCAUGUCGCCUUGGUCUUGCCAGUCAUUCGGUAGAGCAGAAUAAGAGUGGAGAUGCUGCCUACCUGCGGGCUCUGGAGCUGGCUCGUGAGAUCAACCCACAGGGUCCAAUUGCAAUAAGGAUGGCAAAACUGGCAAUUAACCAGGGGACAGAGGUGGAUUUGUCAACAGGUCUGGCAAUAGAAGAAGCUUGUUACGCUCAGGUGAUACCAACAAAAGAUCGAUUGGAGGGUUUAUCUGCCUUCAAGGAGAAGAGGCGUCCUUACUUCAAGGGAGAGUGAGGCCACACUCCUUCCAGAAACUAAACAGGGUUCUGCCUUAUACCCUUCUACAUUUCCACUGCUUCCAAUAUAUCUAUGGGGAGAAACCUGUACAGGACCUCAGAGUCGUUACAGGCUGGAUUUUUUGCUAGGGACUGUAAUGUGCAGGUCUAAAGCACUUGCUAGAAAUCACAACCACCUCCAAGCUAACCAACAAAUCAUUGGCCACUGCUUACAAUACUUCAAACUUACUUUACCAACUUAAAAUCUAAAACGUUAAGUUGUUAUUAAAUGACGAAUCUGCUUGACUGCUAAUGAACUGAGAACUAGACAUUUCUGUGAACGCUUCAUGUGAAUGAGAAUUUGUGUUGCUUUUGGUAUCAAUGUCCCACUGCGGUAACACUGAAUAACACCAGCAAUGUCUGCAUGAAAUAAAAAACAUUUUUUCUUUGAUUUGAA